GAAGCGGCUGACAGAGUUUCCGCAUUUAGGUCGCCAAACUACAGCUCUACCAUGGCAACCACGCAAGUUUUUGUCCUCUUCAUUGUCCUGUGUGUAACUUUAGCGAAAGAUGUUAAAUUAAAGUCCAAACCAGCCACUACGCCUGUACGGUUAUUCACUGAGGAGGAGCUGAAGAGAUACGACGGCAGCGAGGAGGCACAACCUAUUUAUAUGGCAGUUAAAGGGGUGGUGUUCGAUGUCACCAACGGAAAAGAGUUUUAUGGUAAAGAUGCUCCGUACAACGCCCUGGCUGGUAAGGACUCCACUCGAGCUGUGGCUAAGAUGUCCCUGGACUCAGCAGACCUGACAUCAGAUACUACGGGCCUGACUGAAGAGCAGCUGACGUCUCUGGAUAGUGUAUUUGAAGGCACAUACAAAGCAAAGUAUCCCAUCGUGGGUUACACAGCGUCGCGCAUCCUCAACGAGGACGGAAGUCCCAACGAAGACUUCAAACCGGAGGACCAGCCGCACUUCCGGAUCAAAGAUGAGUUUUAAAUCUCAUUUCCUCUGUACAAUUAUAAUUAUUUCAGGAAGGAGUUUUGUUUUGUUAUCUCUUUGAAUAUUUUCUCUUUACUUGAUCAGAAUCAGAAUCAAAUAAAUGUAAUAAAGGUACAAGAGGAGAAGAAAAUACAUAUGACUGAACUGAAGCUGUGGGAGCUUUAAUGUACACAGCCCCUAAGAAACCAUUUCAAUACAUGUUAUAUCUUUUUUAAGGACAUAAAUAUAAAUAUAUUUAAUAUUAAAUUAUUCAGUUGUUAUCUAUUGACCUUUCAAAAACAGAGUGGGAUGACAGAUGUUUUAUUUUUUUACCUUCAUAAAGCUGCAGUUUUAUGAUGCUGUUCUACAUUUGUCAGAAAUGAAGUUAAAGCAUAAACACAGUAUUUGAUAUAUUUCAUAGAGAAAGACAUGGAAGAAGUUAAAUGUGAUAUCUUGUCAUUGUGUGCUUAAAAACUGUGAAUCUGCAGCUCUGUGAAUGUUUACAUGAUCAGAAUCAGUCCGUGUUAUUUAAACCUGAUUUUUGUUUUUCUACAAUUAUCAUUAAAGUCUGUAAAUCAA
Messenger RNA from Seriola dumerili (greater amberjack), 1095 nucleotides. It is a transcript of the gene nenf, whose product is annotated as neudesin neurotrophic factor. NCBI's taxonomy places the organism in Eukaryota, Metazoa, Chordata, Actinopteri, Carangiformes, Carangidae. Gene Ontology annotation, cellular component: endomembrane system; membrane. The record is from RefSeq and is a predicted model, not a curated record. The transcript has 4 exons. Bases 52 to 534 code for a protein of 160 amino acids.